Molecule: messenger RNA, 376 nt
Organism: Phytomonas sp. EM1
Lineage: Eukaryota; Euglenozoa; Kinetoplastea; Trypanosomatida; Trypanosomatidae
Source: the annotation of a GenBank genome assembly
GAGUAACAAAAGGCUGAUAGAUUAAUCCCUCGGGAGAUGGCCAAAUCGAAGAACCACACCAACCACAACCAAUCCCACAAGAACCACCGCAAUGGGAUCAAGCGGGCGGUGCCGCUCUUCCUGCACAACUCCAAGCGCGGUGGGUGGCUGCCCGCGCUCGUGAACAGCCGCCGCGUGCGGAAGAACAACCAGAAGGAGGCCAUCAAACGUCGCCGCGAGCGGAUUGCGCAAUUCCAGGCAAAGCAGAACUAAACGGAAUUCUUUUUUUUAUUUUGCCGGGAUUCUUGCAUGGAAUCAACCAUGGAAACCAUCCAUGGUCUAUCAAAUCAGCGUGUUGGACUCGUUUUAUCAUUUUUGGCUAACCAAAAAAAAAAAA